AUGAUUAGGUUAGGUCAAAAUUUAAGAUCAAUUUCAAAAGUUAAAUUACAAAGUUUUAAUAAUUAUAAAUAUAGUAGUAGUAAUAAUAAUAAUAAUAAUAAUAAUAUAAAUAGUAAUAUAAAUAAUAUAAAAAUAAAUGAAUAUUCAAAUUUAAGAAAAAUUAUAGAAGAUGGACAAGAGAAUUCAAAUAGAUUAGAUAAAUUAAAAGAAUUAUUUCCAGAUAAAGAAGAUUUAUCAUCACCAUUAGAAUAUUUAGAUAGUGAACAGAGAUUGAAUGAAACCAAACAGAAAUUAAUCGACUUGGAGAAAUCAUUUGUAGAGGAUUUAGCAAAAUUGAAUAAAGCAAGAGUUGUUGCACAAAGUUAUUUAUUAGAUGGUGAAGAUGGAAUUGAAAAUGACACCGAUUGGAAGAGUGAUGUUAAGGAGAUUAGUGAUGAUGAAAAGAAUUUAAGAAAGAUACAAACCCUCUUGGAAUUUGAAGCCAUUGACGACGCAGUCACUCGUUAUCGUGAUUUAAUGCUUGAUAGCAAGGGUAAAUCAUUUGUGACCAGUUUUAAAUCGAUUCGUGAUGUUUUGAUGCAAUGGAAUGAAGGGUUGACAGAAAAGGUACAAAAGGAUCUUGCAACCAAGGAUCAAGAUGCAGCAUGGGUCACUAUAUUGAAGACAGUGUCUGUUCAGAAAUGCAUACUAAAAUCAUUGAAUAUCAUUGUAGGCAAAAGUGUAUUAAAAGAUAGAUACGACUUUGCGACCAAUAUCAUUAUAGAGACCAUUGGUGUAUCGGUGUAUGCAGAGUAUAAAUCGCUAAUUGUAAAGAAAAAAGAACCAAAAACCUACAAGAAAAUCUCAAAACUCAUACCAAAUUCUGCUCUUAAAAAGUUUUACAAUCUUUCCACAGACAAUCUCGAUGUGAUCGUUCUACCACCAGAAUCAAAGGACAUCUUUAGCAUUGGUGAGUUCCUUGUGAGUCAAGUAUUUAAACAUUGUACGAUUCAAGAGUCGUUGGGUGAGGAUGGCUCAAAACAAUCGCCAGCCUUCACCAUUCAAUCUCAUUAUGCCAAUGGUGUUAGAACCACAAAAGUUAUACCACACAAAAAUAUAUUCAAAUUGAUUGAAGCAGGUCAUGAAAUUAGAGAGACAGGUGGUGCACGUCUAUUCCCAAUGGUGAUUAAACCAUUGCCAUGGAUCACACCAACCGAAGGUCCAUACCUCCAUUAUAAAGUACCCAUCAUGAGAACCAAUGGCUCAGCAAUGCAAUUGAGAACACUCGUAGACUCUGAUAUGUCAUUAAUCUAUAGAGCAUUGAAUAUUCUCGGUGAAACACCAUGGGUGAUCAAUAGAGAUCUCUACAAUGUAAUCUUGGAAGCAUGGGCCAAUGGUGGUAACAUUGGUGAUAUUCCCAAGAGAACCGAUUUCGAAUAUCCAGAGAUAUCAGAUGAUAUGUUGUUUGAUCAUGAAGCUCGUAAAGAACUCUACAAAAAAGAACAAAGAAUCAAAUCGCUAAAUUUCAAUCUUCAUUCACUACGUUGUGAUACAAAUUACAAAUUGGAAGUAGCCAGAAAGUUUUUAGAUCAUACACUUUACUUUCCACACAAUAUCGAUUUCCGUGGUAGAUCAUACCCAAUUCCACCACAUUUAAAUCAUUUAGGUUCAGAUUUUUGUAGAAGUCUAUUGAAAUUUGAAAAAUCAUUGCCAUUGGGCGAGAAAGGUUUGGAAUGGUUAAAGAUACAUGUAGCAAAUCUCUAUGGUGUCGAUAAGAUUCCAUUGAAUGAAAGAUUAGCAUUCACCGAGAGAAACAUGGAAAAUAUUUUCGAUAGUGUUGAUUCACCAUUGAAUGGUAAUAAAUGGUGGUUGAAGGCCGAUAAUCCAUGGCAAACUCUUGCAGCUUGUAUGGAGCUCACCAAAGCCAUUCGUAGUGGCAAACCUGCCGAGUUCCUCUCCAAUUUACCUAUUCAUCAAGAUGGUACUUGCAAUGGUCUUCAACAUUAUGCUGCUUUGGGUGGUGAUGUUUGGGGUGCUGAAAAGGUUAAUUUACUCCCAUCCGAUUGUCCACAGGAUGUCUAUAGUAGUGUAGCACAAUUGGUGGAGCAAAUCGUAGAGGAGGACGCCAAGAAUGGCGAUGAGAUUGCUCAAUUCUUUUUAGGUAAAGUCGAUAGAAAAUUGGUGAAACAAACCGUUAUGACAAGUGUAUAUGGUGUAACCUAUAUUGGUGCUCGUGAACAAAUUGAAAAUGCAAUCCUUGAGAAAUUUAGUGAUCUCGAUUUAGACGAAGAUUUCAUAUUUAAAUCCUCUACAUACAUUACAAAAAACACCUUUGCCUCUUUGAAUAAUAUGUUUGUUGGUGCAAGAUCCAUCAUGAAGUGGAUGUCCGAUUGCGCCACACUCAUUGCAAAAUCGGGUCAUUGUGUAACUUGGAACACCCCAUUGGGUCUACCAGUUGUACAACCAUAUAAAAAAGGUGGUAAAUAUAAUAUUAGAACAUUGGAAUGUGAUUUCAUCGUAGUUCAUAAUGAUGAUUUACUUCAAGUGGAUUCAAAUCGUCAACGUUCUGCUUUCCCUCCAAAUUUCAUUCACUCUUUAGAUUCAACUCAUAUGUUUUUAACUGCUAUGACUUGUUAUGAUCAAGGUAUCACCUACUCCUCAGUACAUGAUUCCUAUUGGACUCAUGCUUCAACUGUCGAUAGAAUGAAUGAUAUCUUAAGAAAUGAAUUUGUUGAACUUCAUAAACAACCAAUUUUAGAACGUUUACUUGAAUGGUUCCAAGUUAGAUAUCCAGAUAUUAAAUUCCCUAAAUUACCAAAAAAAGGUGAAUUAGAUAUUAAUAAAGUAAAAGAAAGUAGAUAUUUUUUCCAUUAA
Messenger RNA from Dictyostelium discoideum AX4, 2853 nucleotides. It is a transcript of the gene rpmA, whose product is annotated as DNA-dependent RNA polymerase. Gene Ontology annotation, biological process: DNA-templated transcription. Gene Ontology annotation, molecular function: DNA-directed RNA polymerase activity; DNA binding. Lineage: Eukaryota; Evosea; Eumycetozoa; Dictyosteliales; Dictyosteliaceae. The record is from RefSeq and is a predicted model, not a curated record. Bases 1 to 2853 code for a protein of 950 amino acids. The transcript has a single exon.